Drosophila eugracilis is the source of this 2941-nucleotide messenger RNA. RefSeq lists its product as uncharacterized. The transcript has a single exon. The record is from RefSeq and is a predicted model, not a curated record. The coding region runs from base 560 to 2836 and encodes 758 amino acids. Lineage: Eukaryota; Metazoa; Arthropoda; Insecta; Diptera; Drosophilidae.
UGACCCUUAACUUACUCGUAUUUUGUACCUAAAUGUUGUGUGUUUUUAACGGAAUCUUUACAAUGAACUGCCUUGGGUGCUCUUAGGGUGCGGUCCGCCACGCGCGAUGAGCUAACCCCAAUUGAUAAGAGCUUUGAAGCUUUGUUCUAAAUGCCCUUGCAAAGCACAGAUUAGGGAUUUUGCUUAGAAAUGUUUGUUAUGCCACUGAAUUUAUCAAUAUAAGUAGAACCUUUAUGUGUUCAUAUGGAGCGUCUUGAAAAUGCGCAAAAAAUGUAUAAACAAGGAGCUGAUAAUAAUAGAGGAAAUUUAUGUAUUGAUAGAAGUAGCAUAAACUAAAAUAAUAGAAAUUGUUAAUACACCAUAGAUUCAGGGUUACCAUUUGAGUAUUAGGUAGGCAAAUUGCUCAGUAAAUUAUGAUUCGAUAUAGGUGACAAGACAACAGACAGCACAUGUCAAAAGUACAAAAGAAACCCCAAAAAAAGGGAUAACAUAAAAAUACCACAAAAAAUAUCUACAAAACCAACUACACUACACUACAACAUACAGGAAGGAACACAGGAUGGACGAGGAGGAUUUCGAUUACCUGCCGCUAACAAACGCCAACACCUUGAGUGUACCGAAUGAGCCUGCCCUGCUGGCUGUGUAUGAACUGUACCGAUCGCCCUUGACCGCCAAUCAGCAUUUGCUUUCCGAGCGCAACCGGGAGACCUUUGCAGAGCUAUUAAAUGGCCCUGACCAAGUGCCCACUUUGGCGGAUCUGUGCGUCCGACAGUUGGCUAAGCGUGGGAAUGCCCACGUGCCCGCUGCCGUGCGCGAAGAUCCGCUGAAGAUGCGCAUAUUCUACGACUCUUUAGAUGUGGAACUGCCACUGCGAGAGUGCUAUUCCGUGGAGGAUGUGAGCUACUGGAGGCGCGUCGUAUUGGCCAAGUGUUCCGAGACUUGCCUAGUAUUGAAGGGAUUAAACGAUUACGACUGGCGGCCCAAGGGGCUGAGUCUAAAGUACGUGGAACUAGUUGAAGCCUGCCCAGCAGCGCUCUGGCCAGAGCAAGAGAUGUCCGAGUUGGCAGAGCUGAUUUAUGAGCAUGUGCGCUCCAUCGACAUUCGGCACCUACAAUCACUGACGGAGUAUUCAUUCCGGAAAGCGGGACGAGAAGAAGAUGACUCGGAACCGGAAAUCAGCUCCGAAGAGUCUGAGGGCAUAGAAAUUUCCAGCGAUGAGCCAAUGACCCCAGAAGAUGGUGACGAGGAGGGGGAAGAGGAGGAAUCGACGUCAUCGCGUUCUGAGCCCAAUAAGGCUAUUGGAUUCAAAACAAAUUUUAGCCUUAACUUCUCGGACGAGGAAGAAGGCUCCGACAAUGAGAGGCGAAAGCGCCGGCAAGAGCGAAACGCCGCCCGCCAGCGGUUGCGAGAUCUAAAGGCCGCCAAGGAAGCGGAACGCGCAGAGCGCAAGCUUCGGAUCUCUGAGAUGCGGAAGCGUAAGAUACCGGAGAAGACCAAGAAAAAAAAACGGAAGCAGCGUAUCCAAGGCGCCUUUGACAUCCAAGUCGAGCCGGAACCUGAAGAUGGGGAGAUCAAGAAGAUGGACAGGAGAAAUAAGCUAAAGUAUCUUAAGCACCUCCAGAAUAUGAAUUAUCCGGAGGAUGACUGUCACCACAUUGAUCUUAGCUUUGUUCGCCAUUUCGUCAACCUGGUAUCGCUAAACCUGGAGUUUCUAGGUCCAGCGUUGGGUAGGGAGUACCACAAGCGGCACUCGUUUUUCUCGGUCAAAGACAUAAACCGCCUGGCCCGGGGACUAGCAUCGUUGCAGCAGCUGCAGAUCUUCCGACUUCGAAACAGUCGGCUGAGCAGCAUAAAACUUUAUACACUGGUCCGGGCGCUGCGCCUGUUGCCCUUGCUAGAGGUGGUGGAUUUUGGCUACAACCAGAUGACUGACGAUUGCGGUCCCGAGCUGGGAAGCCUACUGGACCGGCCACACAUGCUGAAGUCUCUUGAGCUGGAAUACAAUCGCCUGGACACACGGGCCAUGACAGCCAUAGGAGCUGCAUUGCAGAAACCGAGCCUCGCUAAGCUAGAUUAUCUGGGAUUGGCUCACAACAAGAUGAGCGGCGAUGCUUUAAGCAUUCUCUGCAACCGUCUCAUAGGCACCGAGCACGUGCAGGAACUUAAUAUUUCCGGGAUUGAUGCGAAUCCUCGGACAGUUGCGGACGAUAUCAGCGUUCUGCUGCGUGGGCACGAUCCUCUGCGCAGGUUAAUAAUGGCGGCAAUUCCAUUGGGUCCAAAAUUAGGCAUCACGUUGAUUUGUGCUCUUAACGCUAACACAAAUAUUUCCUACUUCGAUUGUAGGGACUGCGACCUUAAUGAGGAAGAAGAGUUGGAGGCAGACCUGAUAGUCAGGCGGAACGUCUUUGUUGAAGAAACUAGCUUUGUCUGCGAUACGGAACGUUUCCCAAGUGUACUCGAUGUGUUUGAGUUUGCCAAGACGAUGAGGCAUCCGAUAACGCAGAAGAUCCUUGAUGACAUGGCGAAAAGGAAAGAGUGCUUGCUGAACUAUCCGCCCCCAACGCCAAGUGUCCAAAGCUUUGUACAACAGUCGCUGGUGACAGAGGAGUCGGAGUACGAUAUUUGGAAGGUGCUUGGGAUCACUCCAAAAGCAGACAAAGAAAUAAUUCCAACCGAGGAACUACCAAAACAAAUGAGUUCAACUUCUGUAAAUAACAAGGAACCUUUUAUAUACGAACCCAACGACUUCGACCUUGAGCAGUUCCGAGAGCAUGUCUUUCUGCCCGGGACGCCAAGUAGGUACUCCUACUUCUUGAAACAAAGGGACAGUAAAUAGGCUAUGAUCUGGAAACCCAUUAUGUUACUCAAAAUUAAAUGUUUUUAGAACUCAAAAAGUUGAAUUUGUAUAUUUGAUGUGAGAAUAAAUGUAGAAUUUUAGGUA